GAUCAAUUCGUUUUGUUAAACGUUCAGAAUAGGGCCUGUUGUUGACAUCCCUCGACAAGAAUAAUAGCUCUCCUGCUUCCUGCUUUCAAGAUAAGCUCAACGAACCGAAACAGGCCUAAUAAUGGACAGAAUUCUCUAGAAAAAUCUGGAUAGCACAGUUUGUAUUGUUUGGCGCCGUUGAAAAGCGUACGUCAUCGGCCAAUGGGAGAGCUUCUAGAGAAUUCGACGCGCUCCUAUUGGACGGUUCUUGUUGAGACCCUUCCACAAGCUUCUAGAGCGUUCCAUGAAGUUAUAAAAAGGCUACGUGACGAGCGGCAUUCAUCAUUUGAGUAAAACGCAUUGUUGAACGUGUUCAGUGUGUGUGAUCUUGUAUUUUGUGUGUAGUUUCUCCAACUUUUGAAACAAUGUCUCUGCUACCAUAUCUUUUUGAAGAAUUGGUCGACGAACUGCAAUCUCCAACAAUCUACGAUCAACAUUUCGGUCUGGGUUUGCGAAACGACGAUUUGCGUCGUCCAUCUCGCCGGCUGUUAGCCGCUCCACUCCAUUGCGGCUAUAUUCGUCCCUGGAGGCAUGUGAAUUCAGCCGACAGCGGCGUUUCAACCAUCCAAGACGACAAGACCAACUUCAAAGUCAACCUGGAUGUCCAGCAGUUCAAGCCUGAAGAGAUCUCAGUGAAACUGUCGGGAGAUAACCUCAUCAUAGAAGGCAAACACGAAGAACGCAAGGACAAUCACGGCUACAUUUCCCGUCAAUUCAGUCGCCGCUACAAGCUGCCUGAAAACGUCGACCUGCAGAAAUUGGAGUCGAAGCUGUCGUCGGAUGGAGUCCUGACCCUGGUUGCACCGAAGAAGGUUGAAGCCAUCAAGGGUGAACGCGCCAUUCCCAUCAUCAAAACCAACCAGCCCGCCUUGAAGCAGACGGCCCAGGACAAACCAGCUGGAGAACAGGCAGCCCAGGAUAAAAUGGAAACAUGAUUUCAAUUUAUGUAAGCACCAAACAUUUUAAUAUUCAUCAUCACCCAUCAUUUCAUGUAUUGAAGACUGAUAAAGUACCUACCUUAGAGACUGAUAAUUUUUGCUUCUUUCAAUAUAGAAUUCAAUGUUUUAAAGUGUCCAUGAAGAAGCUUAUAUGCAGUAUUUCCUAUUCAAAGAACAGUCAUAUUCGUAUAAAUGUUUUUUUGUUGCUGUUUUUUAAUUUCCAAAUAAAAUACUCAAUUUAAAAUAA
This is a messenger RNA of Nilaparvata lugens (brown planthopper), 1224 nucleotides long. RefSeq names its product alpha-crystallin A chain. The transcript has a single exon. The record is from RefSeq and is a predicted model, not a curated record. Lineage: Eukaryota; Metazoa; Arthropoda; Insecta; Hemiptera; Delphacidae. Gene Ontology annotation, biological process: protein refolding; response to heat. Gene Ontology annotation, molecular function: protein folding chaperone. The coding region runs from base 405 to 974 and encodes 189 amino acids.